Suillus paluster is the source of this 1431-nucleotide messenger RNA. RefSeq lists its product as uncharacterized. The coding region runs from base 29 to 1243 and encodes 404 amino acids. The record is from RefSeq and is a predicted model, not a curated record. The transcript has 4 exons. NCBI's taxonomy places the organism in Eukaryota, Fungi, Basidiomycota, Agaricomycetes, Boletales, Suillaceae.
AAGUGUCACCUCGUCUCGUCCUCCAACCAUGCGUGUCCUUGCACCCUCAAGCUCAAGCUCUGACUGCAAGUUAGAAAAGCACGUACCUCCUAAAGAAAUAGAAGACAUCUAUACGAACAUACAGCCUGCCCCAAUGCUUGUGCCUACUACGAAGAUCCCAUGCAUCACACUCGACGCCGACCUUGUGACAGACUCUAUGGCCGCCAGAUUGUGCAUUAGCUUGAUCGGCCACGUUCUAUUUUUAAAGAGUCAAGUUCCUUUCCCGGUCAUGCAGAUGGUACGCAUGCCCAGUGGUGAUACCACUUCUCGAGCUGCAAAGAAGCGUCAGGAGCUCCUCAAUUCAUUCGAUACCCUCGCGUCACACCUCAAUACGACAUUCACAGCACUCUCUACAGCGUUUGCCCUCCGCAGCGGAACACCGAGAAAAGAUGCUCAAAACUCUGGUCGUGCCUACCUUGCAGUCGUUCUUGGUCCCACACCUGGAUCCGCCAAAUGCAGGGUGAUGGUGGGUGUUGAUGCUUUGGAGGCAAAGGUCUGGGGAGAACGAGACGAUUGCUCAGGUAUCCCAUCUGAACAUGGUAUGGGAGAGGGCGCAGAGGAUGCCGGAAGUGAUGGCGAAGACGAGUCUAACUCGGACAACGACAGUGAUGGCGAAGCCGACUCAAACGAAAGCAGUGACAGCGACAGUAGUGAUGAUUCGGGCGAUGAAGAAGUCGAGUCGGAAACGGAAUCCAAUGAAUCCUCUCAAGCGCCCUCCCCACCACCAUCUAGGACACCUUCUCCCUCUCCUUCUACGCCUCCUCCACCACAACCGCUGCCUCACAGUUAUGCCCAAGAACUCGAAGCCCUCCGCGCUGCCGAACGCCUGCUCUCACGCACCCUCGCAAGCGCGUGCGGAGAAAAUGAUGGACAGGGCAUGGCCAGCGAGAUGCCUCCAACUCAGACACACAUAGUCCUGCGUGCUCCGCGAAGAUUCAUGCACCCAGCAUGGGUACCCAGGCAACCCCUCAGCAGUGCUUUUGACGCGUUGCUCGAUGCAUUUCUCGAGGAAUCUGGUGAACGUCCGACAAGGGAUGAUAUCAAGAAGAAAAAGAAGGGAGGAAAGGUGGAAGGAGUAUGGAUUCGCAGUCGACAGGGGACGACUGAAAACUCGGAAAUAAUAACGGGUGAAGAAACUCCAGAAGAAGACGAGAUGAUUUGGUGGACAUGGGACGGGAAACUUGUUGGAUUUGCGGACUGGUGACAUCACAAAAUAAUUUCAGACGACUUGAACACGCCAGUUUGAGACGUCGGGUACAUGGCCUGCAGGAUAUCUGUGGAUGAAUUGUACUGCCAUGCUGCGUGCCAAAACUUCAUCAGUGCUUUAAAACAAUGAACCUAGUGAAACGCUCAGAACCAGUGUGCAAGAUCUAUGCAAGAUCUUAAUCAUGC